Messenger RNA from Paramecium primaurelia, 1053 nucleotides. Lineage: Eukaryota; Ciliophora; Oligohymenophorea; Peniculida; Parameciidae. The record is from the annotation of a GenBank genome assembly.
AUGAAUCCAUUCUAAUAGAUUCCCACUUUAGCAUAACUUUAAUAUUGUCCCUAAAUACAAUAAUUGUAAUAACUUUAACAGCUACAAGUAUAUUCUUAUAUUAUUAACCUUAGUAUUUACAAUUACUAUGUGCACUCUAAAGCAAUUUUGCUAACUAAUAAAAUCUAUAAAUACCAUCACUCAAUCCUCUAUAAUAAAUAUCUCUUCUUUCUUAAUCAUCUCAAAGAACAAUACCAAUAAUUUAAUAACCUGACAUUCGAACAAAGAAAAGUCAAUCAGAAAGAGUUUUACCAAAACAAAAGAAAGAGAAUGAAAUACUGAAAUAAUUUACAUAGGAUGAAAUACUUUAAGAACUCAAAUAAUUAUUAGAAUAUCUCUGUAAGGAAGAAAUUAAGGUAUUAGAGGAGAAUGAAAAAAUUAAAUAUAAAGUAUAUACAAUUUUGAUAAAAAUUACUUUAGAUCUUAACUAGAAUAGAUGAUGGAUUAAUAGAAUCAUUGAUCAAUCGAUAUUAAAAUCAAAAAAAGACAAAAGAAGAAUAAAUCAAAUUUAUUCUAAGGAAGUGCUUUAAAUUUUUGAAAUAAAAGAUGAACUUAAAUGAAUUAACAAUGAGCGCUUAUGAAAUUGAGAAAGUUUUCUACAAAGAAUAUUUUUCUUCCAAUGAUAAUAUUGAAGAAUUAAUUCCCUUUAGAUCUGAAUCAUCUAAUAAAACUAUGAAUACAUCAUAUUUAAAGAAAAUUUUUUCUUCAGAAAAAUUUUAUGAAGGAUAUCUCUCUUAUCUUGGUAUUUAAGAUUAUUAAAUUUAUAGAACAUUUUGAUGAAAUAUGGGAUCAAGAAAAUAAUGAAAAAAUUUAAAAUAUGGCUAAAUAAGUUCUAAAAUUUAUUGCCUCUGGUUAAAUUGAUGUAUUAAUUGUUUCAAUUUUAAAUAGAAAAUAUCUACAUACAAGAGAGUACCUUGGAUUUUGUCAAUGAAAUAACGUUGCUAUGAAUUGGCUGUUUCGUUUAAAGCAUACCAUGAAUAAGAUGAAACUUGCAAAAAGGUUAAAUAAGAAUGA